Molecule: messenger RNA, 661 nt
Organism: Pelobates cultripes (western spadefoot toad)
Lineage: Eukaryota; Metazoa; Chordata; Amphibia; Anura; Pelobatidae
Source: the annotation of a GenBank genome assembly
AUGGGGUUCGUGGAUCCUUGGGCAACACGCACACCUGAGGAAGAGAGUGAAUUGGAAUGGAGAGAUAUUGCCCGGCAAGAACUAUGGUACGAUGCCCUGGAGGAAGUCCAGUAUCAACGGCAGCAGCGCCUUCCUGGUGUCGCAUACCGGUUGGAGGAACAAAUGGCCUGGCGGAUACCGCUUCUGGGAGACCAACCCGGAGGGCAGCAGGUCAGACAACUUGAGUACCUCGUGGAAAGGGAACUGAGCCUUGACGCCUCAUACCGGGCACUGUGGUGGUGCACUGUCCAGCCAGAGACGUGGAGGGCAGAGGGCAUCCAGCCGCAGGGGGAGAACUACACUAGCCCUGGCCUGUUGUGGAAGGCCUUAGCAGAAGACGUCGACUUUGGCAGUCCAGCAGAGUCACGGUACUGGGCUAUCUUUUAUUACCGAGGUGAGAUGGUACAGGGCCCGAGAUCUAUGGGACUGGGACAAGACCUCCACCGUUUGGCUGCCAUGGAACGACAGCUAGAGAUGGACUAUGUGGAACUACUAAACUCAUGUCAGCCACAGGGCAUGGACACAGAACAGGAAAACUGGCUGGGGGACCCAGACCUGCCAACCUACAGCUGGGAAAACGCAGCCGAGGUACCCCCUGCUUCACUACCAGCUGCAGAAGUAG